Purpureocillium lilacinum is the source of this 1272-nucleotide messenger RNA. NCBI's taxonomy places the organism in Eukaryota, Fungi, Ascomycota, Sordariomycetes, Hypocreales, Ophiocordycipitaceae. The record is from RefSeq and is a predicted model, not a curated record.
AUGGACGGCGGAACCGCGCAAAGCCCGAGCGGCCUUUUACAAUACAACCCGGCGUACUCCGUCUUGAUCUGUGUCACAUGCGGCUAUGCCCUCCAGCCGUCCGGUAUCGCCCGUCACUUGAAGGAGAAGCAUCAAAUAUACAGAUCCAAUCGGCGGCCUUUCAUAGAAUACGCGUCGCGAUUCCCGCUUGCCAAGCCCGAAGUGGUCAUUGGUUCCGAGGUGACCAAGUUUCCCGUUCCUCUGCUCCCUGUGCUCGACGGACUCAAGUGCCUUGAGGGCGGAGGCUGCGACUACCUCUGCGUCUCUACGAAGCGCAUGCAAAAUCACUGGAUGUCAAUCCACGGACGACAUGGCACGACGGGGGACUGGCAACCUGUGCCGCUGCAGACCUUUUUUCGAGGCAAUCUUCUGCGUUAUUUCACAGAGAUUGAUCCGCAAGCGCCCUACCAGUCCUCCGUUCGGAAUGGCCAUCGCACAGACGGCGAUAAACCCAACGCGUUAGACGAGUUUGACCGGCACCUGUUGCACCAUUACACGACUACCACCUACCUCACACUGGUGGAUAGACAUGACACCGCCGGGAUUUGGCAAACGGUCAUGCCUGAGAUGGCAAAUCAGCACGAUUUCUUGAUGCAUGCGCUGCUGGCUUGCUCUGCGCUUCACUUGGCCCACCUGUCUCCAGCUGAACAACAGCGGUACAUCAUGCGCGCCCAAAGCCACCAAGACAUGGCCAUGCCACUCUUCCGACACGCCAUCACCAAUGUCACGGAGCACAAUUGCGACGCAAUCUUAGCUUUUGCCCAUUUCCUCGUCAUCUAUUCCUUCGCAGCCGACCAACCCGAUGAGCGACUACUGCUGGCCGACCCAUCAAGUCCGCACCCAGGCCUGCUGUGCAGCUGGCUUUACUUCAUCCGCAACGGAUGCCUGCUCGUUUGCGAGUUCUGGGACCAGAUUGAACGGGGUCCGCUUGGCCCUCUUGCCAACUCGUGGGAAUCCCCCAUGCCUACUCUCGACGAGGAUCCGGCUAGGCUUCACAUGAAGUCGCACCUGCUGUCGCUUAUUCCUGGCACGGCGGAGCCAGGGGAAGAGCUGUGGUCCGCCAGCGUCUGCGAGACCUACCGUGACGCUGCCUUGCAACUGAGCUGGGCACUCGCAGCAGCGCGAACAUUGAGCGACGAAGAGUUCACGACAUGGGAUGCUGUUCGCGUCUGGCCCAUGGAGGUGUCUGUAGCGUUCAUGGAGCUUCUAACCCAGGGCCACCCGGCUUCAUAG